AUGACGCGUACCUUGCCACAGUUGCUGAGACAAUACUUGGCUAAUCGCCGUAUUCAAAGAAAUCGUUUGGUAACCAAAGAUGGCCACUGCCACAUUGCAUAUGGCAGUGUGAAGCACAGCCAAUUUUUUAUCUACUUUCUAGACUUCUGGACCACCUUGAUGGAAAUGCGCUGGCGUUUUGUCAUCUUUCUCUUUGGUGCCUCCUUUGUGUUCGCUUGGUUCUUCUUCGGACUAUUCUGGUAUUGGGCUGCUUUCGCUAAUGGUGACCUAUACUGGCAAAACCCCUCUGUUAGCCAUAAACCUUGUGUAAUGAAUCUUUUUGAUAUGACUGGUGCUUUCCUCCAGUCUAUAGAGACUCAGAUGUCGAUUGGUUAUGGUUACCGACAACUCACACCAUUUUGUCGUAGUACCCUGACAAUUUUCACUAUUCAAGCUGUCUUUGGGACGGUUAUAAUCUGUUUCUGGUGUGGGGUGAUUAUGACUAAAGUUGCCCGGCCAAAGAAAAGAGCCAGAACCAUCAGCUUUACCAAUGUUGCUGUUAUCUCCUCUAACAAAGGCAGUCUCUGUUUGCAGAUACGAGUGGCCAACAUGCGCAAGUCCUUGAUAAUUGGAAGUCAGAUCUAUGGUAAACUUCUUAAAACAACAAUCACACCUGAUGGCGAGACCAUAAUAAUGGACCAGACCAAGAUAGAUUUCAUUGUAGAUGCUGGAAAGGACAACCUUUUCUUUGUCUGCCCUUUGACCCUGUACCAUAUCAUUGAUGAAUCAAGUCCUUUUUGUCAAAUGACAGUAGAUACUCUUCACCAGCAGGAGUUUGAGUUAGUGGUGUUUCUUGAUGGCACUGAUGAUGCCACUAGCUCCUCCUGCCAGGUCAGAACUUCCUACCUUCCUAAAGAGAUCAUGUGGGGCUACAAGUUCCUUCCUAUUGUCUCACGCAGCAAAGAGGGAAAAUAUCAUUAUUGCAUUGAUUUCUCCAACUUUGCUAAAGUUAUGCCCACAGAAACACCACACUGUGCUCAAUGCUUUCACAAUGAGAAAGCACACCAUCACAACUCAAGAACUGGCAUGGACAAUGAAGGCUUUGACUGUGAUUUGUAA
This is a messenger RNA of Silurus meridionalis, 1098 nucleotides long. Its product is annotated as ATP-sensitive inward rectifier potassium channel 1-like. Gene Ontology annotation, biological process: potassium ion import across plasma membrane; regulation of monoatomic ion transmembrane transport. The transcript is spliced from 2 exons. Bases 1 to 1098 code for a protein of 365 amino acids. Gene Ontology annotation, molecular function: ATP-activated inward rectifier potassium channel activity. Gene Ontology annotation, cellular component: plasma membrane. NCBI's taxonomy places the organism in Eukaryota, Metazoa, Chordata, Actinopteri, Siluriformes, Siluridae. The record is from RefSeq and is a predicted model, not a curated record.